AUGUCUAAUCGCCUAGCUCACUCUUUUGAUAAAUCGAAAUUAGAAGCUGUUUGCUUAAGGAGAUUCUUCUUCGCUCCUGCUUUUGAAAUUUAUGGUGGUUGCGCAGGUCUAUACGACUACGGUCCACCUGGAUCUGCACUUCAAGCCAACAUACUCGAUGCCUGGCGUAAACAUUUCAUCAUUGAAGAAGAAAUGCUCGAAGUUGAUACAACGGCUGUUACUUUGGGUGAAGUUUUAAAGACUUCUGGACACGUCGAUAAAUUCACAGAUUGGAUGUGUAGAGAUACAAAGACUGGUGAUAUCUUUAGAGCUGAUCACCUCGUUGAAGCUGUCCUUGAAGCUCGUCUUAAAGGUGACAAAGAAGCUCGUGGUGAGCAACAAAUAGAACAACCAAAGGAGGAUGAGAAAAAGAAGAAGAAAAAGGUAAAAUCUUCAGCUGUCAAACUAGAUGACGCUGUUGUACAACAAUAUGAGACAAUUCUCGCUCAAAUUGAUAACUUCGAUGGUGAAGAAUUAGCAGAUUUAAUUGAAAAACAUUCAAUCAAAUCCCCUGAAUCUCAAAAUGACUUAACAAAGCCUGUGGAAUUCAACUUGAUGUUCGAAUCUUCUAUCGGUCCAACUGGUCAAGUUAAGGGCUACUUACGUCCAGAAACUGCUCAAGGUCACUUUGUAAACUUUGGAAGGUUGUUGGAAUUUAACAAUGGCAGAGUUCCAUUCGCAUCUGCUCAAAUUGGUAAAUCAUUCCGUAACGAAAUUUCACCAAAGCAGGGUUUGCUCAGAGUGAGAGAGUUUUUGAUGGCUGAAAUUGAACACUACGUCGAUCCUCUGAAAAAGAAUCACCCAAGAUUCAACGAAGUUGAGAACGUUCAACUGCAAAUUCUCCCAAAUGAGGUCCAAGUCGAGGGUAAGACUGAUUUGACCAAGAUUACAGUCGGUGAAGCUGUAAAGAAGGGUAUCAUUGACAAUGAGACACUUGGUUACUUCGUAGCCAGAAUCAACCUCUUCUUAGAAAAGAUCGGUAUUAACAAGGACAGACUGAGAUUCAGACAACACAUGUCCAACGAGAUGGCUCACUACGCAUCAGACUGUUGGGAUGCAGAAAUUCACACUAGUUACGGAUGGAUUGAGUGUGUUGGUUGCGCCGACAGAUCAGCAUACGACUUGACAGUGCACGCCGUACGUACCGGCCAGCCAUUAGUUGUGCGUGAGCCACUCCCAGAAAUUAAGAUAGAAGAAAAGUGGGCACCAGAGAUCAACAAGAAGAAAUUUGGUCCAACUUUCAGAGCCAAUCAAAAGAUAGUUGAGAGUACCAUCUUUGCACUCGAUCAACCACGUUUGGAAUGUAUCAAGAAGGACUUUGAUUCUCAAGGAAAAUCUGACAUCCAAGCUGCUGAUGGAAACAAAUACGAUUUGACACCAGAGUUACUCACCAUCGAAAAGAAGACUUUCAAGGAAACUAAGCGUGAAUUUACGCCAAAUGUUAUCGAGCCAUCCUUCGGUAUUGGUAGAAUACUUUACGCCUUACUCGAGCACUCUUUCUACGCACGUGAGCAAGAUGAAGGCAGAACAGUACUCGGAUUCCCACCAUUAGUCGCCCCAAUCAAGGCUCUCGUCGUACCAAUCUCCAACUCGAAAGAAUUUGAGCCAAUAAUUAAAGACAUUUCUUUAAGACUUCGCAAGAACGGCGUUGCUUCAAGAGUCGACGACUCGUCUGCAACUAUUGGUAAGAGAUACGCUAGAAACGAUGAGCUCGGUACACCAUACGGUAUCACGGUAGACUUUGCAACAGUCAAGAAGAACACUAUCACCCUGCGUGAGCGUGACACAACCGAGCAAAAAAUCGGUACUGUUGAGCAAGUCGUAGACGCCAUCGUUAAACUCAGUAAAGGUGAAAUUGAAUGGCCUCAGGUUGAUUUGCCUGCAUAUUCAGGUGUUCAGGAUGCCGACUAA
This is a messenger RNA of Wallemia ichthyophaga EXF-994, 1950 nucleotides long. RefSeq names its product Putative glycine--tRNA ligase. Gene Ontology annotation, biological process: mitochondrial glycyl-tRNA aminoacylation. Gene Ontology annotation, molecular function: ATP binding; glycine-tRNA ligase activity. Lineage: Eukaryota; Fungi; Basidiomycota; Wallemiomycetes; Wallemiales; Wallemiaceae. Gene Ontology annotation, cellular component: mitochondrion; cytoplasm. The record is from RefSeq and is a predicted model, not a curated record. Bases 1 to 1950 code for a protein of 649 amino acids. The transcript has 2 exons.